Eleginops maclovinus (Patagonian blennie) is the source of this 990-nucleotide messenger RNA. Its product is annotated as scavenger receptor cysteine-rich type 1 protein M130-like. Bases 1 to 990 code for a protein of 329 amino acids. The transcript has 7 exons. NCBI's taxonomy places the organism in Eukaryota, Metazoa, Chordata, Actinopteri, Perciformes, Eleginopidae. Gene Ontology annotation, molecular function: serine-type endopeptidase activity. The record is from RefSeq and is a predicted model, not a curated record. Gene Ontology annotation, cellular component: plasma membrane. Gene Ontology annotation, biological process: zymogen activation.
AUGAUCAUAGACCUGUCUCUGGUCUUGUCCUCGGUGGGAAAGAGCAGUGUAGAGGGUGUCUGCGAUGGCGUAAUCUGUGGACAAACUGCAGGGGGUCCAGAGAAGUCAGGGAGGGUGGUGGUGAUGAAUGUUUUGAUUAACCGCUCAAAGCACUUCAUCAUGAUUAAAGCGAGUGCCAAGUCUGUCAGGUUGGUGGGAAGAAACAGUCUCUGUGCAGGAACACUGGAGCUGAAACAUCAGGGAGACUGGAGACCACUCUGGGGCUAUUACUCUCUCUGGACCCUGAAGGCAGCAGCAGACUCUGUCAAGCUGCUGGAUGGGACUAGUCUGUGCUCAGGCAGACUGGAGGUGAAGUCUAACCGGUCGUGGUCCUCAGUGUGUGAGGCUGACUUUGACCAGCAGGAUGCAGCGGUGGUGUGCAGGGAGCUUGGCUGUGGGGCUCCUUCAGUCCUCCAGGGGGCGCUCUAUGGAGAAGUGGAGGCUCCAAUGUGGACCAAAGAGUUCCAGUGUGGAGGCCAUGAGUCUGCUCUCCUGGACUGUAGAAGCUCAGGCUCAGAGAGAAACAUCUGCUCACCUGGCAGAGCUGUUAGCCUCACCUGCUCAGAGCCUGAUGAUGUUAAGUUGGUGGGAGGAGACAGUCUCUGUGCAGGAACACUGGAGCUGAAACAUCAGGGAGACUGGAGACCACUCUGGGGCUAUUACUCUCUCUGGACCCUGAAGGCAGCAGACGUUGUCUGCAGACAGCUGGACUGUGGCUCUGCUGUUUCUGUAGGACAGAGAGAGGAGUCCUCACGCAGAUCUGUGUGGUGGAUCAGUCCUGACUGUGUUCAGUCUGGAUCUGCUCUGAGGGAGUGUGCUACAUCAUUUUCCUCUUCUAACAUCCUGAAUCUCACCUGCUCAGAUCCAGCACCUUUUACCAUCCGAGCCGUCGUCCUGCUGCUGGCUCUGCUGCUGCUGGCUCUGCUGCUGCUGCCCAUUGGUUCCCACUGA